ACUAGCGCCACCCUCCCUCCACUAUGAUGACUGAGUCGAGGGGCACCUGGAGAGUCGACUCUUGCUGGUCCUAGUGCUGAUGUCAGCAUGACAGUCUAGCCCAUGUAAAGCCUCCGCUCCUGGCCUCUCAGCCGAGAUUGUAUUUCCCACACAAAGGUUGAGCUGUGUCUUGUGAGAUGGUCCUCUGUCUUCCUCCCUGGUGUGACAGUCCCUAGAAAAGCCCCGAUGGACCAGCCACCGCCCCCGCCACUUCUGACCAGCUUGGAGGUCGACGUGGACCUUGGCUUCGCACUCUUCUUCCUCCUCCUGCUCUGUGUGUUCCUGUUGGCCACCAUAGUGCGCUGUGCCCAGACCGUGGUUGAUCCCUAUGGUGCCAUUUCUACCUCCACUUACCAGGAAGAGCAAAUCACCUGACCAGUUGGCUUCUUUGGAACUGUUGACUUGACUUGUAGUCAUUGGUUAGUCAUGCCAUGUGUGGUGGGGGAUGAGUUUCCUCUGAACUCAAACCAAGUUAAACACAGAACAUGCUUGUCCAUGCUUUUGUUUUCUCAGGACUGUUUGUUUGAGGUCAAAUUCCAUAGGCAAGAAAGGAGAGCAAUUACAUCCACUACGAAAGGUGAUGUACUCAAAUUUACAUCAAA
Messenger RNA from Alosa sapidissima (American shad), 641 nucleotides. Its product is annotated as cortexin domain-containing 1-like. The record is from RefSeq and is a predicted model, not a curated record. Lineage: Eukaryota; Metazoa; Chordata; Actinopteri; Clupeiformes; Clupeidae. Bases 226 to 414 code for a protein of 62 amino acids. The transcript has a single exon.